Messenger RNA from Penicillium alfredii, 210 nucleotides. RefSeq lists its product as uncharacterized. The record is from RefSeq and is a predicted model, not a curated record. Lineage: Eukaryota; Fungi; Ascomycota; Eurotiomycetes; Eurotiales; Aspergillaceae. The transcript is spliced from 2 exons. The coding region runs from base 1 to 210 and encodes 69 amino acids.
AUGGACCUCGGGGCGACUAACGCCGUUGGGUUUAGCGCGCAGUUAGAGUUUAUCAAUUGGUUCCCCCCGCUGCCCCGGACAUCCCACCUUCAACCUCUGUCAGAAACACCACUCGGCGUGAAGAUAUACCCCGAAUCCCCUCAACAACACACCAAGUCCACCUACCCCGACUUCUCUCCAGGGACUAUUCACUAUGGGCUUCAGCAGUAA